Emiliania huxleyi CCMP1516 is the source of this 393-nucleotide messenger RNA. RefSeq names its product Mitochondrial/chloroplast ribosomal protein L13. The record is from RefSeq and is a predicted model, not a curated record. Gene Ontology annotation, cellular component: ribosome. Gene Ontology annotation, molecular function: structural constituent of ribosome; mRNA binding. The transcript has a single exon. NCBI's taxonomy places the organism in Eukaryota, Haptophyta, Isochrysidales, Noelaerhabdaceae. Bases 1 to 393 code for a protein of 130 amino acids. Gene Ontology annotation, biological process: negative regulation of translation; translation.
AUGUUUGAGGAUAUCGAGCGCGCGUGGCACCAGGUCGACGGGUACGGGCAGGUGUGCGGGCGGCUGGCGUCCAAGCUGGUGCCGCUGCUGUGCGGCAAGCACAAGCCCACCUACCAGCCGCAGCGCGACAUGGGCGACUAUGUCGUCGUGACCAACGUGGCCAAGACGGUGCACACGGGCAAGGCGCUCGACCAGAAGCGGUACUACCGCCACUCGGGCUACGCAGGCGGGCUGAGCUACGUGACGCUGCGCCAGCUCAUCGCCAGCAACCCGCUCGAGCCGCUUCGCCGCGCCGUCUACGGCAUGCUGCCCAAGAACAAGCUGCGCGAGCAGCGGAUGCGCCGGCUGCGGCUCUACCCCGGCGCAGAGCACUCUCACGGCGCGCAGCCCUAG